Molecule: messenger RNA, 4099 nt
Organism: Hevea brasiliensis (rubber tree)
Lineage: Eukaryota; Viridiplantae; Streptophyta; Magnoliopsida; Malpighiales; Euphorbiaceae
Product: putative disease resistance protein RGA3
Exons: 2
Coding region: 133-3357 (1074 amino acids)
Biological process (GO): defense response to other organism
Molecular function (GO): ADP binding; protein binding
Source: RefSeq, a predicted model, not a curated record
AGAAUUUUCCACUUUCCGGCUUACAAUUUCCAUAUAUUUACAUUGGGAUGAGUUGCGAUGGUGGUUGAAGGCUCUCUCCUCAGCUUGGGAUCCCUGAGCUAGCAGAGAGGAAAGAAUUCAACAAGCCUUCUCAUGGCGGACAUGGUCGCAUCUCCUCUCCUGCGGAUGCUUUCUGACAGGCUAAGUUCUCUUAUUUACAACAGCUUGGCCGUUAAAAAUUUGCACUUGACUUUAGCAGAAAUCCAAACUUUGGUUCUUGAUGCAGAGAAUAGAUCGGAGGACGAUGAAGCCCUUCGACGCUGGCUUACUGAGGUCAAGGACGCUGCCUAUGAAGCCGACGAUGUUCUCGAUGAAUUCAUCAUCAACCUUUCAAGCUCCAAAUUUCGCAGCCUCUUUUCUCCCUACCAGUGGCUGCUCCGCUUCAAUCUUCAACGAAAGAUGAAGGACAUCGAAGGACGACUUGAUGCACUCUUGAAGAGGAGGAUGAAGUUUCAGAAGGCCGUUCCUUUAGUCAUCAAUAGGGACAUUAUCCCAUCAUUCGAGAGCAAUAUCAGUAUCAAGGUACCCCAUCGUGAAACUCGCUCUUUUAUAUCUGAGUCAGAAGUUUUUGGUAGAAAGGAGGACAAAAACAUUUUGAUGGAUCUGUUGCUAAGUGAUUCUGGUCUUAAAUUUAAGAUCAUACCUGUUGUGGGUAUGGGUGGACUUGGUAAGACGACUCUUGCUCAGUUAAUCUACAAUGAUGAAGAGGUCCGUUAUAUGUUUGAUAAAAGAUAUUGGGUCUGUGUAAGCCAGAAUUUUGACGUGAGAAUGAUUGGGAAAGCUCUUGUAGAAACAAAAACAGAAGCAUCUCGGUUCCUUAUGAACACAGAGGAAACCGUAGAUACCAUUGUUAGAGAUGAAUUGAACGGCAUAAGGUUUUUGAUUGUUUUAGAUGACGUUUGGAAUGAAGAUCAAGAGAAGUGGAAUGUGUUGCAAAGGUGGUUUAGCAUGGGAGCUCGCGGAUCUGCUGUUUUAGUGACUACUAGAAGUGCAAAUGUAGCCGCUUUAAUGGGAACUGUCGACCCCCACCCCCUGAAACCACUGUCAGAUGAUGAUGGCUGGUUACUUUUCAAGAACGUGGCGUUUAGCUACAAAGAUGAAGAGAACAUUAUUAGCAGGCUUGUCGAAAUUGGCAAGAGGCUUGUUGCCAGAUGCAAUGGAUUGCCUCUCGCUAUUAAGACUCUUGCUGGCUUGAUGCGAUUUAAAAGAGAAGAAAGUGAAUGGCUACAAAUCAAGGAUGAUGAUAUAUGGAAUUUGCCAGAAUUUGAAUCUUCUGUUUUACCAGCCUUGAGACUGAGCUAUAAUCAUCUACCAUCUCAUCUGAAGCAAUGUUUUGCAUACUGUUCAAUAUUUCCCCAAGGUGUUACAAUUGGCAAGGAGCGACUGAUCCAAUUGUGGAUUGCUGAAGGUUUCAUUCAAUCAAGUGAAGGAAGUAGAAGCCUGGAGGACAUUGGAAAUGAUUACUUCAUGGAACUGUUUCGUCGCUCGUUCUUUGUGGAAGUAUGGAGAGAUGAAUAUGAUGAGAUAGUGGAGUGCCAGAUGCAUUAUCUGAUUCAUGAUCUUGCAAGAUUUGUAGCGAGUAUUGGGUGUUCAAUUAUGGAAGGUAACACAUUGCAUAAUGUCCCUGAAGAAGUUCGUCAUUCAUCUUUGGUUUAUGAUUCAUAUCAGCAACCAACAACUUUUGAAUCACUGCAGAAAGCAAAGAAGCUCCGAACAUUGCUUUUGUUCUCUAGCAAUCUUGAGAAGAUACCAGGACUCUUCUUGAAGUUAAGGUCCUUACGAGCCUUAGACUUGAGUGGAAGUGGCAUUCAGAAGUUGUCCAGAUCAGUUGGUAAACUCACACAUUUGCGCUACCUCAACCUCUCACGUACUUAUAUUGAAACAUUACCUGACUCCAUCAGUAAACUUCAGAGCUUGAAUACACUGGAGCUCAUUGAAUGCUACAAUCUCCAGGAGUUACCAAAUUCCAUAUGUGAGUUAAGUAACCUUAGACAUUUGGACAUUCAAUCAUGUUGUUCAUUGUCUCAUAUGCCAGCAAGGAUUGGGAAACUAAGGCUUCUCCAAAAAUUGCCAUUGUUCAUUUUGAGCAACAUCGACGGUUGUGGUUAUAUCAGUGAGCUCGAAGAGCUAGAUCUCAGAGGCAAAUUGGAGAUUAAGAAUCUUGAGUUCGUGGACAAUGUGACUGAUGCUGAAAAUGCCAAAUUGCUUAAUAAGCUAAAUCUUCGCACAUUGAAGUUAUCAUGGAGUCAAGAUACUGAUGUAAGUGCUGAAAUGUCAUUUGAAGUAUUGGAAAAGCUAAUGCCACCCCAGGAGUUGAAAGUUCUGCAUAUAAUAGAUUACAGAGGCACCUCAUAUCCAUCAUGGAUGAGUAAUUCUCUCCUCCAAAAUGUUGCAGAAGUUUAUUUAGUUAACUGCAGCUGUGAGAAACUUCCUCCACUAGGGCAGCUACCCAACCUCAAGUACCUCUAUAUAAAAGGAAUGUUGGCUGUGGAGACAAUAGAUAAUGAGUUUUAUGGAGGAGAUGGAACCAUCAAAGGAUUUCCAUCUUUGAGACAACUUGAGCUUUACGAUAUGCCAAACUUAAAGGAGUGGUGGAAUUUCAAAUCGGAUGAGCCAUUGAGUUUGAUCAAAACUGAAGAAUCAUCAUCUUCCAAAAAAAUAGAAGAAUUCAUUUGCCUCGAAUUUCUAACAAUUAAGGGAUGCAGUAAUUUGACCAGAUUGCCAGAACUUCCAAACUUGAAAAGUUUAGCACUAUGGAACUGCAAUGAAGAGCUAUUACUGUCACUGGACCAGCUAGCAUCACUGUCCACACUUGUGAUCAAUGAAUUUCGGAAGCCACUGCAUCUGCCUCCAGGAAACUUAAGCUUCUUAAGGGAGAUGACAAUAUACGAUUGUGAUGACCUGCUUGCUCAGUUGGUGGAUGGAAUGAAACAUUUGUCUUCUCUAGAGCAUUUGAGAAUUCUGUACUGUGAUGCAUUGAAAUCAUUGCCAGCAGGCCUUAGACAUCUCACUUCCCUGCAUAAGUUAGAGAUAGCAGAGUGUAGGGAAUUGGCUUAUGUGCCAGAUGUUCUGGACAAGCUUUCUUCUCUUGAAGAGUUCAUUAUUGAUGGGUGUCCAAUGUUGAAAUCAUUGCCAGAUAGUAUCCGUUCCCUAACCAGGCUUGAAAAGCUGGUGAUUCGAAGAUGCCCUGAUUUAAUUAAGCAACUACACGAAGAGGGCAGCGAAGAGUGGUCCAAGACAGCACAUAUCCCGCGCAUUGAGAAAGAAAUUGAAGAAUAUCUUACUGAAGAAGACAGCCAUAGUGAACUUCAUUACUGAAGAAAUGCACUCUCAAUCAAAUUCCAAAUGUUUUCCCUACAGUAUUUGUGCCUAAAUGCAUAAUAGUCAUGGUGACUGGGUCGUGACUUAUGAUUUAUUCUGAAAAGCUUGAAGAAUGGUAUGAAAUGCAAAUGUUUGAAUUCGAUUCCACCAAGCAUAGAAGCGUGAUGAGCUGAGCCGAGCUUGAGCUUUGAAGAUUUCAGCAGCCCAUGCUUAUUCAUGGGAGAUUCUCAGCUUGAUGGAAGAGGUAGAGGUGGGCUUGGAGGGGGCGAUGCCUCCAAGUAUCGCUUGGUUCUUUAUGAACGGUUGCUCUAACAACCUUUCAAAAUUGUUCGGGCCAUUUAGCUUGAAAUUGGAUCGAGUACUAGCAUUCCGAGAUGGUCCGGCGAUCUGAAGGACGGGACCACCGGUGGUGAAUCUCUCUUAAACAGUACAUGCUGGUGGUCAUACGUGGACUUUCCUAUUCGUAGAUAAGUAUUGUGGAGCCUUCAAAUCUCUAAUCUCUUUCUACUUUGUUCUGAGUGGACUGAAUUAAUGGAAGUUUUAGUAAAAUGAAAUAGAAUGAAACUUUUGUGGAAUAAAUAUGUUUUAAUUUUUUUAACGUGCGACUGUAUUCAUUGAGAUUAUUUAAAUAUCACUUUUGGCUGUGUCAUCUCUAAUGAACACACAGCAUUUAUCUGCGGCAUUUCAAUAUAUAUUAUAUACUAAAGAUGAAAACAAUGAAACUAUGAUUUUUGGAUUC